This is a messenger RNA of Mauremys mutica (yellowpond turtle), 790 nucleotides long. Its product is annotated as serine protease 27-like. Bases 1 to 747 code for a protein of 248 amino acids. The record is from RefSeq and is a predicted model, not a curated record. Gene Ontology annotation, molecular function: serine-type endopeptidase activity. The transcript has 4 exons. Gene Ontology annotation, biological process: proteolysis. NCBI's taxonomy places the organism in Eukaryota, Metazoa, Chordata, Testudines, Geoemydidae.
AUGGUCCCGUCUGGCUUGAGAAGCGACGUGUCUGUGUCUGGACUCUCGGACAUGACCCGGGUGGCAUCGCAGAGAUCACAGGACGGGGACUGCAGCGAAGAGCAGGCCUGGCUCCUCGCCCCGAUUUCUCCUCCAAAGGGAAACAGCUCGGACUCUGCCUAUCGUGUGACCCUCGGGGAGCACCAGCUGUCCAACCCCUCCCCGAGUUGGGUCUCAUCCCCUGUGCGCCAGAUCCUCGUCCACCCCGAUUACAACAGGGGGACCCGUUCCGCCGAUAUUGCCCUAGUGAAGCUCACGGAGCCAGUGCGAUACACCGACGAAAUCCUCCCCAUCUGCUUGCCAGGCCCCUCCCACUCCUUCCCUGGCAACCACACGUGCUGGGUCACCGGCUGGGGGACAACAGCUUCUGCGGUCUCUCUCCCACCCCCCAAGACGCUGCAGGAGGUUCCGGUCCAGCUGAUGGACACUGCAGCCUGCAACGCCCUCUACAACAUCGACCUGGCCCCGAACAUCGGCAGGGACCCCAUUAAACCCAACAUGAUCUGUGCCAGCUAUGCAGAAGGGAAGAGGGACUCCUGCCAGGGUGACUCUGGGGGGCCACUGACCUGUGACCACAAUGGGACCUGGUUCCUGAUGGGGGUUGUGAGUUGGGGGGACGGCUGUGGCCAGCCCAAUCGUCCCGGUGUCUAUGUCUGGACAGUGGCCUACGGUGAAUGGAUAUGGGGGCACAUGGUCUCCAGGGGAUGAGCCACCAGUACAGAAAACAGCCUCUCUGCAAUAAAUGAUGCCA